This is a messenger RNA of Apodemus sylvaticus (European woodmouse), 1448 nucleotides long. RefSeq names its product R-spondin 2 (gene Rspo2). The transcript is spliced from 4 exons. The record is from RefSeq and is a predicted model, not a curated record. Bases 103 to 633 code for a protein of 176 amino acids. Lineage: Eukaryota; Metazoa; Chordata; Mammalia; Rodentia; Muridae.
UAUGUAUCAAAUCCCAUUUGCAAGGGUUGUUUGUCUUGUUCAAAGGACAAUGGGUGCAGCCGAUGUCAACAGAAGUUGUUCUUUUUCCUUCGAAGAGAAGGGAUGCGCCAGUUUGGAGAAUGCCUGCAUUCCUGCCCAUCAGGGUACUAUGGACACCGAGCCCCAGAUAUGAACAGAUGUGCAAGAUGCAGAAUAGAAAACUGUGAUUCUUGCUUUAGCAAAGACUUUUGUACCAAGUGCAAAGUAGGCUUUUAUUUGCAUAGAGGCCGCUGCCUUGAUGAAUGUCCAGAUGGUUUUGCACCAUUAGAUGAGACCAUGGAAUGUGUUGAAGGUUGCGAAGUCGGUCAUUGGAGCGAAUGGGGGACGUGUAGCAGAAACAACCGCACCUGUGGAUUUAAAUGGGGUCUGGAAACCAGAACGCGGCAGAUUGUUAAAAAGCCAGCGAAAGACACAAUACCAUGUCCAACCAUUGCGGAGUCCAGGAGAUGCAAGAUGGCCGUGAGGCACUGUCCAGGAGGAAAGAGAACACCAAAGGCAAAAGAGAAGAGAAACAAGAAGAAGAGACGGAAGCUGAUUGAGAGGGCCCAAGAGCAGCACAGUGUCUUCCUCGCUACAGACAGAGUGAACCAAUAAAAUACAAGAAAUAGCUGGGGCAUUUUGAGGUUUUUCUGGGUUUUGUUUUGUUUUGUUUUGCAAAAGUGCACAAAGCUACUCUCCAAUCCACACUGGUGGACAGCAUUCCUGAUCCUCAAACAGUUAUCCAUUUUCAGUAAUGUGGCAAAGGGAGAUACCCUAGCAUGGACUCUGGGUUAUUUAUGCUUUGAUUAGAAUCUGGCACCUGUGAUGACAGGUGCUGGUUGAGCUGAAUCAGUGGGAGCUGACGCAUCUGCACUCUUGUGAUGAGCACAGUGUGUCAUAGGAACCUGUCCCUGGCACAGUGGACUUGCAGGAGGCUGAAGAUCACCACUGCAGAAUGCACCUGUGCCUACUUUCAUGGAUGGCAUGCCAAGCAAGCACUGUUCACUUGUGACUUUUAUUUCUCACAGUGUUCAUUGUCAAAGACAAAUGAGCAUGGAAAAAUGUUUAGUGUCACCUAAGCAUGGUGUUCUCAGCCUCGGUGACCUUCAACCAGUCCUACAAUGAGACUGCCUUCUAGCUAGGGGUAUGCUGUGGAAAUUCCUGCUACAUUUCAUCUUAGUGCUGACAUGUACAGAUUCUGCUGAGCUACAUUCAAAGCUCCUUACUGUAUAUUUAUGCUUUCUGUGUAUAACAAGCUAUACCUGAUAAGAUAUCACUUUGUUUCUAGUGGUUCUUAACCAUGGUCUGGUACAUGGCUGUUCUAGUUUUGAAAAUUGACAAGUGUUUUGUUGCCUCUUGCUUUCUUUUGUCACUAUUAUUUUUGGUGGGGGUGGGGUGGGCUUGUUUCUAAUUGUAAGUAUAGGAUAAGC